Molecule: messenger RNA, 981 nt
Organism: Exaiptasia diaphana
Lineage: Eukaryota; Metazoa; Cnidaria; Anthozoa; Actiniaria; Aiptasiidae
Product: tyrosinase
Exons: 5
Coding region: 1-981 (326 amino acids)
Molecular function (GO): oxidoreductase activity
Source: RefSeq, a predicted model, not a curated record
AUGACGAGAAGAGAAAAGAAACGCUACAUUCGAGCAUUUAGAGAGCUAUCUAGGCCAAAUAGCACAUACCAUAGAGAGUUCAGUGACCUAAUUGCCACUCACAAAUCAAGAUUCAUGACAACRAUUCAUCAGCAAAUCCAUUUCCUACCAUGGCACCGAUGGUAUCUUGGCCAGAUUGAAAACCUACUCCGAAAAAUUGAUUGUCGCGUCACUCUGCCAUACUGGGAUUGGAGCGUGGUUUCAGGYGAUCCUUGGAUUGAAGAACUUUGGAAUAAUGGGACUUAUACUGGKUUUGGGGGAAAUGGCGUGAGGGCACUCGGUUAUUGURURCCAAGUGGUCCAUUYUCRAAAGAAUUARACUGGCAACCUGCUUCAUCAAAUCAGCGAGGAUGUGUUCAAAGAUAUUUUCGUGGAAACCCACCAGAUAUUGUCGCCGUAGAGGAACUGCUUAAGACYCCUGCAAAAAAYUUUUCUGAYUUUGAGAUAGAGCUCCGUAUUCUAUUUCACGACCGAGUGCACUGUGUCAUUGGUGGUACAAUGUGUUCUCUUGACUCAGCAUCAGCGCCAGAGUUUUUCUUGCAUCAUACCUUCAUUGACAAGCUAUGGGAUGACUGGCAGAAGAAGAGCCAAGAACAUAAGWACGCAUUCUUCUAUAAUUUGACAGAAGUACUUCCAGGUACCGAUGGCCUGCUACCAAGAGACGUCCUUGACAAUGCGAACUUACCUAAAGGUGUAAAAGUGGAGUACUUGGAUAUAAACGACACAGAAACGCGAAACGUGCGGAAACGUUUGAGAAAACUAAGUAGUGAAGARCUUAGGGAAAUUCCAAGAGCUGAUUAUGACGAGGAUGAAGACCUUGAUGAAGUUGCAAUGAAUCUAUUCAAAGUGAAACCCUCUGAAAAGAAGAAAGCGAGAAGAAGAAGAAAAAGACUCAGACCCAAGAACAGAAGGAAACGCAGAAUGAUGAAAAAUCGCCGUUAA